AUGAAAAAAGUUGUUUUUUCCCUCAUUCGUCUUUCUGUGCUCUUACUCAGUUUCUCCAUCAUUUGCCUGGGAAUCCUUUGCAUCUACACACGUUCUUCUGCAUGCAGAUGCGGGAAUAGCAUGUUGGUUGCUUACUGCCUGUUAGCUCUGGGACUCCUGCUCCUUGUGACUGGCGUUUUCUGGAGCAUGGUCCACGAAGCCAUGAAAUAUGGGGGCCUCAGCAACAUCUUCACGAGAAACCCUGGCCUUACAGAGCUCCGUGUCAGCACCAUAGACAGGCCUGAUUUCUACCCGCCAUCCUAUGAAGACAGCACUGAUCCUGAGAAGCAGACGUUCCCACUACCCGUGGCCUCUGCACCAAAAGAGCAAGAAGUCAUCAACAUUCCACCACCGCUGUACAGCGAGAGCAGCACAGAGUCUGUCAGUGAGACUAACGAGCCAGAGCAGCCCCCACCAUAUGAACUAUCUUGCCAGGUCUUGAGCCCCGUGAGGGAGUCAGAUGCUUGUGCACCCUCACAGGACAGUGUUUGCUGA
This is a messenger RNA of Phasianus colchicus (ring-necked pheasant), 534 nucleotides long. RefSeq names its product transmembrane protein 252 (gene TMEM252). The record is from RefSeq and is a predicted model, not a curated record. NCBI's taxonomy places the organism in Eukaryota, Metazoa, Chordata, Aves, Galliformes, Phasianidae.